This is a messenger RNA of Eucalyptus grandis, 828 nucleotides long. Its product is annotated as probable histone H2B.1. The transcript has a single exon. Gene Ontology annotation, cellular component: nucleosome. Gene Ontology annotation, molecular function: structural constituent of chromatin; DNA binding; protein heterodimerization activity. Gene Ontology annotation, biological process: nucleosome assembly. Bases 92 to 526 code for a protein of 144 amino acids. The record is from RefSeq and is a predicted model, not a curated record. NCBI's taxonomy places the organism in Eukaryota, Viridiplantae, Streptophyta, Magnoliopsida, Myrtales, Myrtaceae.
CCAUCUCAAGGUCAUCGCAUACGUCUCUCGAAUAUCUCUGCCGUCUCCUCUAAUCUAUCGUCCCGAUUCCAUUUCCCCUGUUCGAUUCCUGAUGGCACCGAAGGCGGAGAAGAAGCCCGCGGAGAAGAAGCCGGCGGCGGAGAAGGCACCGGCGGCGGCGGAGAAGGCCCCCGCCGAGAAGAAGCCCAAGGCCGGGAAGAAGCUCCCUAAGGAGGGCGGGUCGGACAGGAAGAAGAGGACCAAGAAGAGCGUGGAGACCUACAAGAUCUACAUCUUCAAGGUGCUGAAGCAGGUGCACCCGGACAUCGGGAUCUCCAGCAAGGCCAUGGGCAUCAUGAAUUCCUUCAUCAACGACAUCUUCGAGAAGCUCGCCCAGGAGUCCUCCCGCCUCGCCCGCUACAACAAGAAGCCCACCAUCACCUCCCGGGAGAUCCAGACCGCCGUCCGGCUCGUCCUCCCCGGCGAGCUCGCCAAGCACGCCGUGUCCGAGGGGACCAAGGCUGUGACCAAGUUUACGAGCUCUUGAAGCAGGGGUGGGAAGUUCCAUGGCGGUGGAUCGUCCGUGGGUUGCGGCGGCGUUCGGUAGAUAGGCUUAAUUUUUAGCGGAUUAGGGUUUAGGACUUAGUUUGGCCGUUCCUUUUUUUUAAUAGCGUUUUUACGUUUUUUUUUAUAAAACGUCAUAUGAAGUUCGGAUCCUGCUGUGAAUGACAUAUGAACGAUUGGUCUGGUCGAUGAUAGAUCCGUUACAACACCUUAAUUUAUGAAUUACUGUUCGACUUGCAGUUCUUUUAUCUCUUCGAAAUGUGAAAUGAUCGAUUAAAGUUGCAA